GACACAACUGCAUUUCAGUCUCAGUUCUUUUCUGCCCACUGUGGAUUUCUCUCUGUUUAGAUAAUGAAUGAAAGCCUGGAAGGAGGUUACAGCUGGGAAUACAGAUUGAGCAGGUGUACAUCUGAUCUUUCUGCAGUGUGACUGCAUGCAGUUAGGCCGAUAAAGGCUGAACUUUGACUUUUGCACUCCUUAUAACUUUCAAUUUUUUUGUGUAUGAAUCUCGAGUGUUCUUCCUGGAUUACAGGACCGAUAAGGGACAGAUAAGGUGGUGUACUGUUCCCUGGGUGUCAACAAAGAGGGAAAGUGAUUAAAUUCUGCCAGCUGGGAGGGAAACAAAAGACCAGAGCAACAAAACUAAUUUGCCUUACUGACUUGCUUCGCUCUGCGGAGGUAGUCUUCGUUGAUCCCGAACCAUGACAGAAAGGAAAGAGAGUAAAAGAAGAAAGGAGUCGAGCGCUCACACUCCAGCCGAGAGGCGGACGCUGAGAGUGAAGAUGGUCCUGUUAGGGAGCAGUGGAGUGGGAAAAUCCAGUCUGGCCUUCCGUUUCUCCAAAGAGGAAUUCAGUUCCACAGUACCAACAGUGGGAUGUGCAUAUAUGACCCAUCUUGUGUGUUUGCAUGAUGCUACCCUUAGAUUUGAGAUAUGGGACACAGCAGGACAGGAGAAAUACCACAGUGUGACCCCUUUGUAUUACCGAGGGGCACAGGCUGCCCUGGUUGUGUAUGACAUCACCAAACGGGAGAGCUUUAUGCGUGCUCAGCUGUGGCUGAGGGAGCUUGAGAGACAGUACGUCCCUGGAGAAACAGUGGUGGCUCUGGUGGGAAAUAAAGGGGACCUUUCGGACCUACGUCAGGUGAUGCUGCAGGAAGGCCAGACCCUUGCGGAAAACAAAGGCCUGCUAUUCACGGAAACGUCUGCAAAGUCGGGAAGCAAAGUGAGCGAGCUUCUCAUGACCAUAGCCCAUAGGAUACGACAGAGCACAACACCUGAAAGCACCCUAGAGGAGUGGAAAGACUCCUGUGUGGAUUUGCACAGUCCGGAGACACAGCGCAAACAGGGAACCUGCUGCAUGGCUGAGCUGCACUGAGACAGGAUAGCUGACCUGUAUAGGAGUCAAGAAGCUGUUCUGAAAAGAAUCAAGCUACAGGCGUCUACCGGAAGACUGAAAAAUAACUGCCACAGAGCUCAGCUUUAUUUGACUUAAAGAACUGAAGAAAAAAGAAACUAUUCAAUCAUUGGGCAGCAUGGUGCCACAGUCGUGAGCUCUGGGGCCUUGGGCCAAAUUCCUGGGGUGUUUGUACAGUUUUUUCGCCCUUGUUCAUGUGGGUUUUUUUCCAGUAUAUCAGAACGCUUUCUGACUUCUCCAGUGCACUUGAAACGUCCAGAUUGUGGUCUUCCUAUGUUCUGUGAAGUUCAGAGCUGAGCACAACCACUGUCUGAUCUUCAGUAAUCCUCUGUUGUGACUGAGAUUUGUAAAUGUGUUGUAAAUCAUAGGGCUUUCUUCUUGUAUGACAUUUUUGUAAGGAUGAAAGACCUGCGCUGGAUCUUUUUUUAACUGUUUUUUUUUUUGCUUUUAAAAGAUGCCCACU
Messenger RNA from Lepisosteus oculatus (spotted gar), 1590 nucleotides. RefSeq names its product ras-related protein Rab-17. Gene Ontology annotation, molecular function: GTP binding; GTPase activity. Gene Ontology annotation, cellular component: endosome; Golgi apparatus. NCBI's taxonomy places the organism in Eukaryota, Metazoa, Chordata, Actinopteri, Semionotiformes, Lepisosteidae. The record is from RefSeq and is a predicted model, not a curated record.